CUACUUUUUCCUUUGCCGCUGCGGGUAUAGGGUAUGAUCAUGUUUCUGAUGACUACAAAGUUGUUAGGUUAGACACAAUUUAUCGUGGUGAAAAAUAUCUUUGCAGAACUCUCAUUUACAGCUUGAAGUUGGGUUCUUGGAAGAGAAUUAAGGAUUGUCCUUAUGAUUUUUUCAGUAUCCCUAAUCAUGUUAAUGGAGUUUCUGUGAAUGGAAAAUUGCAUUGGUAUGUAUGUCGAAUGAUUAUCACUCUGGAUCUUGUUACUGAAGAAUACAGCCAUAUCCCUCUCCCCCCAUUACCCUCCAAAGAGAUAAUUGAUAUGUAUUUGGAUGCUAUCAGUGGGUUAUUAAUUUUGAGUUACAGUUACUUCACAAGUUCGGGGUGUCAUUUUGAUGGAUGGGAAUUGCAAGAAUACAGAGUAGAAAACCCUUGGACGAAAUUGCUCUCAUUUCGCCUUUACUCUUUUGACUCACCCAAACUUGUUGCUUAUAUGAAGAACAAAAAGCAGGUUAUCCUGCAGCGUGAAUAUGGUUUUUUUUGGGUUGAUAUUGAAAGCAAUUCAGUGAAGCAGG
Messenger RNA from Cuscuta epithymum, 570 nucleotides. NCBI's taxonomy places the organism in Eukaryota, Viridiplantae, Streptophyta, Magnoliopsida, Solanales, Convolvulaceae. The record is from the annotation of a GenBank genome assembly.